Messenger RNA from Xiphophorus couchianus (Monterrey platyfish), 4380 nucleotides. RefSeq names its product phospholipase C, delta 3b (gene plcd3b). The transcript has 15 exons. Gene Ontology annotation, biological process: intracellular signal transduction; lipid metabolic process. Gene Ontology annotation, cellular component: plasma membrane. Gene Ontology annotation, molecular function: calcium ion binding; phosphatidylinositol-4,5-bisphosphate phospholipase C activity. The record is from RefSeq and is a predicted model, not a curated record. Lineage: Eukaryota; Metazoa; Chordata; Actinopteri; Cyprinodontiformes; Poeciliidae. The coding region runs from base 160 to 2448 and encodes 762 amino acids.
CUCUGACGUCAGAUGGAUGCCAGUGACAUCAUUCUGAAGAAGUGGGGCUCUCAGACCCCUGAGCAGGUUAAAAUGCUGAGGAGCGGCCAGCGGAGCGCCGACUCGCCGUCUUCCACCCUGCGGCUCACAUAGACGGAGCGGCCGGAGCUUCUGCGCAUCAUGCUGGGCGCCAAACACAAGAAGAACCGGGCCGGGACGUCCGAACCAAAGGCCAUCGAUCCCCUGAGGAAUCUGGGGAUUCAGGAUGAUGAAGAUGUGAAGCAGAUGUUGCAGGGUUCCAGCAUGGUGAAGGUUCGAUCAGCUCGCUGGCAAAAACAACGAACCUUGAAGCUUCUGGAUGAUGGUGUGACUGUCUGGUGUCAAUCCCAGAAGACAUCCAGCCGGGCCAAGGAGCAACAAUCCUUCUCUGUCAUGGAAGUAGAGUGUGUUCGUGAAGGCUGCCAGUCAGAAACCCUGCGGCGGAUGGCAGACUCAGUGCCAGAGGGUCGAUGUUUGACGGUGGUCUUCAAAGGACCUCGGAAGAGCCUGGAUCUCCUGUGCAGCAGUCAGGAGGAGGCCCAGCAUUGGGUCCGAGGCAUCCGCACUCUGCAGGAGAGAGUGGACAACAUGACCCACAAAGAGAAACUUGACCAUUGGAUCCAUGCUUAUCUCAGUCGAGCUGAUCAGAACCGUGAUGACAAGAUGAGCUAUGAGGAGGUGCAGACGCUGCUGCGGAUGAUCAAUGUUGACCUUAGUGAUCAGUACGCUCGCAGCCUCUUCCAGAAAUGUGAUCGGUCUGCUGAUGGACGUCUAGACCAUGAGGAGAUCGAAGUGUUCUGCAAGGAGUUGCUACGGCGACCAGAGCUGGAUGCUGUCUUCAUUCGUUACUCUGCCAACAGCUGUGUCCUUUCCACUGUGGACCUGAGGGACUUCCUGAGGGAGCAGGGGGAGGAUGCCUCCCUGACACACUCUCAGAGCCUCAUCCUCACCUACGAACUCAAUGAGUGGGCUCAGAGAAACCAGUUCAUGACCCCUAAUGGUUUCACCAUUUACAUGCUGUCUAAGGAGAACUGUGUGUUUAACCCCGAACACCUAAGAGUUUACCAAGAUAUGAACCAGCCGCUGUCACAUUACUUCAUCUCCUCAUCACACAACACCUACCUCACCAAGGACCAGCUGACCGGGGACAGCAGCACAGAGUCGUACAUACGAGCUCUGAGUCAUGGCUGUCGCUGUGUGGAGCUGGACUGUUGGGAUGGAGACGGAGGAGAACCCGUCAUCUAUCACGGUCACACGCUCACAUCCAAAGUGCCCUUUGUGGAGGUGAUCAAGACCAUCAACGAGUACGCCUUUAAGGCAUCUCCCUACCCUCUGAUCCUGUCUCUGGAGAAUCACUGCUCCGUGGAGCAGCAGGCUGUGAUGGCUCGACACCUCAAAGCCAUCCUGGGGGACAAGCUGCUCCUGAAGCCCCUCCCUGGGCUGAAAUCAACUUCUUUGCCAAGUCCAGAGGAUCUGAAGGGUAAAAUCCUGGUGAAGGGUAAGAAGGAGAAGGUGGUGGAAGAAUAUCCGUCCAGUUCUUCAGACUUGGACUCAUCAGAAGAGGAAGGCAGCUAUGGCAAGUCCUCUGGAAAGAAAGACAAGAAGCCAGGAGUAUCCAAGUUGAGUCCGGAGCUGUCAGAGCUGGUGGUGUACACUCGCAGUGUUCCCUUUAAAAGUUUUGAACAUGCUGCCAAAAAUCCGCCAACUGACAUGUGUUCAUUCUCUGAGAGUGAAGCCCUCAGGCUCAGCAAGGACUCAGGGAUGCAUUUUGUACGUCUCAACUGUCACCAGAUCAGCAGGAUCUACCCAUCAGGCCAGCGCUUUCAGUCGUCCAACUACAACCCUCAGGAGAUGUGGAACACUGGCUGUCAAAUUGUUGCUCUGAAUUUCCAGACGUCCGGUGAGCCGAUGGAUCUAAAUCAAGGCCGGUUUUUGCAGAAUGGUCUUUGUGGGUUUGUCCUAAAGCCCCCUUUCAUGAGACAGCCUAGCACCUCCUUCAAUCCGGAGAAUGUUGGAGGUGGUCCGGCCCACAGACCCCUGCUGCUCACUGUUCGGGUUAUUUCAGCUCAGCAGCUACCUAAACCGGAGUGGGACAAACCCAGCUCCAUAGUGGACCCUCAGGUGUUGGUGGAGAUCCAUGGAGUUCCCAUUGACAACAUUAAGAAGAAAACUCAUCAUGUGGACAACAAUGGCUUCAACCCACGCUGGGACUGUACGUUUAACUUCACCGUUCACGUACCUGACCUGGCUCUGGUCCGCUUCGUAGUGGAGGAUCAUGACUAUACCUCUAGUAAUGACUUCUUGGGGCAGUUUACACUACCUUUCACCAGUCUUCGCACAGGUUAUCGCCAUGUGCGCCUGCUGAAGCUGGACGGCUCCAGCCUCUCUCCUGCCUCUCUCUUCAUCCAUGUUAAAAUCACUCCUGCCUAAUCAUCAACUGAACCUUCAACUCAAUCAUAGGUCAAGCCAUUAGCUGAGCACGACCUCUUCACCCUAUUGGAAGUGGGAGACUUGAUAUUUGUGCCUGGAUAUAAUUACAGGAUCAGGAUCCUGACUGUCUCUUGUGAAUAAUCCAGGUGGAUCCUGUUUAUGGGCAUUUCUGUUGGGUCAGUUGAUUUCUGUUGACACUACGUUGGAAGGUUUUAAAGAAGCACGUGUUCAAAUGAAUGCCUGUAAAGAUCACAUUCACUGUGGUUGGUGGAUACUUGAAGGCAGAUAUAUCUCAUAUGAUUUUUGUUUACACUGUUUUAUUCCAUAAGACAUUGAUCCAGUCUACAUGUUUUGAAAUAUGAAGUAUUUUUAUCUAAUCUCAAUAAGACUUGAAAAUUGUUUACUGUGUUAAUUUAAUAACACCAACUUUUCUGGAGUAGAUAUUUAUCUAAAACUAUAAGUUAUCUUUUUUCUAAUGGCUCUAGAUGAGUUUUAUUUGGCUGACUUGUUUGGCUGUGAAGGUUGCAGACCUCUGAUCUAAAUGAACCUAGGAUCAAUGUCAGGUUUUCUUCUUUCUAACCUUGUGUCCAAUCAUAUUUUAUUCACUCAUUCUUGAAGUUGAUUAACUUGAUUUAUUUUCUUCAGGUUUGUUUUCUGCCUAAAAUAUUUUCAUUUAGCCCUAAAGUGGUUAUGCUUUAUUUAUUUGCAGUUAAUCCUGUUUGAUUUUCCCUUGAAAUUCUUCUUGUAGAAAUGAGCAGCAUGCCACUUGGCUGCUAGCACUUUAUCCUGGCGAACUAGUGUUUUUUUCUAUCAGACAUGGAAGUUAUCACAGGCUAUUGUGCUAAUGUUAUGUGUAUUUUGUGCUUAUUCAUGUUUUAUACAUAAGACGUACUAUGAAUAUAUCUGUUCUUUAAGUCAUGUGAUUUAAAGAAGGUGAUGGAAGAAACAUCGUUUGGUCUGCUGUAAACGUGCGUGUGAAUGUUUCAACAAACUUUCUGUCUUAUGAAUCCUGUCCUUCGUUGUCAAUAAUUUUGUUUGACCAUUUCUGUGUUUGAUUACACAGAAUGAAAGACAUUCACACAUAAUGAAUGAGUUGAUCAGAUCUUUGCCCUUGUUUUUUUUGGCAGAUUUUUCCUUUGAGAACAAGACUUUCCAUUCAUGUUGGAGAUUGGUCACAUUUGGUAUUUUUUUGGGUUUUCUUAAGAUCCUUUAAAAUAUUUUCAUUGGCUACUUUCUCACUUGUUUUGAAGCGAAGACCUUACCAAGUUUUAGAGGAACAAUUUAUAUUUUUGAUUGUUUUAAACUUUGCAACUCUGACAGAAAUGGUCAAGAGGAAAGGCUCCUAAAGCAUCACCUGCAUGUCUUUUGGAACGUUUUAGAAAAACUGUUUUUAUCAGUAUCUAGUGUUUUACCAGUAGACUUCCAGAAAUACAUUUCCCAUUUCUGUCAGAAGUUACUCUGUUGGAUGAAGAAAACUUGUAUUUUAGCACCAGCAAGGUUAUACCAAAAAUGACAAUAGCUAAGUUUUAACUGGUAAUCUGAAGAAAAACAAAUUAACUUUCUGAAAACCUAAAGACUUACUGAACACUGUUUUAUAGCACAUUACAAGAAAUAUUGACUCAUUGUAAGUAAAUAGGAGAACUACUUGGAUCACUGUAAACAGGAACACUGUAAUCUAUAAAAGACAAAAGUAAGAUGGAAUAAAACAAGCUGUAAUUUAUUGCUGUGUGUAAUAUUUGAUAUUAGAUCAGUUACUUCUGUUCCUCCACAGACCUUUGUCCACAAAGAUCAGUAAGUCAUCGCUGCUACAGCUUACACUUUUAAGCAGCUGUUUGUUUAUACCCUCUAGAAUGUCAGAAUUUACACAGUUAAUGUAGAUAACAACAAAUAAGCAUGAGUACAAAUAAAGCAAGAUCAUGAACCUUUGUUAAC